AUGUUCGAUGCAUUCCCCGCCGCCCUCGCAGACGCCACCAUCCACCCCAAGUCCAAUCUCGCCCCCAUGGACUCCUGCGGCCUCCAGGUCAUCCAGCUCCUCGAGUGCCCGCCCCCUCCCCCGGGGCCACCGCGCUCGACCUGCGCAUCCUCCUCCUACGCCUCCUCCAGCUACGACGAUGUCUCCGAGGACGAAGACGACGACGAGCCGUGCACAUCCUACUGCUCAUCCGUCUCCGACCUCCCCGAGCCGACGCUCUCCGACCCUUCGCGCAGGGCAGCUUCUUCCGCGGCGAUGUCGCGCAUAACAGCCUGGAGGAAGUCUUCCGCGUUACGCGCUGACGACGCAGGUGCGCCCGAUCACUUCUACCCCAUACCAUCGCUGACCCGAACACCAGAGACGUCGUCAGCUGCCAGUGGCAAGCGUAAACUUGUACACAAUGGCGAGGGCAAUGAGGACUCGGUGGGUGCCACCCCUCCCUUCCACUCCUCUUUGUCUCAUCCGCUCCUCCAGACGUCGCAUUGCCCCAAACGCCCGCGCGAGCGGCCAGUCCCCGCGCCUACCGAUCCAGAGGCGAGCGCGCAGGCGACGUUCGCUUGUCCUGCCUGUGACGGCACAUUCCCCUCCGUCCAAGCGUUGCAAGAGCAUGGCGAAGAAGCCCGCGCUCACGACUGCGAGCCGUGCUUGGCAGCCGUGCAGUACGCUCUCGAGUAA
Molecule: messenger RNA, 714 nt
Organism: Schizophyllum commune H4-8
Lineage: Eukaryota; Fungi; Basidiomycota; Agaricomycetes; Agaricales; Schizophyllaceae
Exons: 1
Coding region: 1-714 (237 amino acids)
Source: RefSeq, a predicted model, not a curated record